Molecule: messenger RNA, 471 nt
Organism: Python bivittatus (Burmese python)
Lineage: Eukaryota; Metazoa; Chordata; Lepidosauria; Squamata; Pythonidae
Source: RefSeq, a predicted model, not a curated record
AUGACUGAACCCGUUUACCUACAUGUGGAGGUGACGGGGAAGAAGCCGGUGCUGGUAAACGAUCCACCUGCAGAAGUCUGUCAGCCAAACGGUGAGCCCUCUGCCAAGUCCUUCCUGAGAGCCCCGAAACAGCUGAAGCGUUCACGGGCAGCCUUUUCUCACACCCAGGUCAUUGAGCUUGAAAGGAAGUUCAGUCACCAGAAAUACCUCUCUGCUCCUGAACGAGCCCACCUUGCCAAGAACCUGAAGCUCACCGAAACCCAAGUGAAGAUCUGGUUCCAGAACAGAAGAUAUAAGACCAAGAGGAAGCAACUGGCCUCUGAACUUGGAGGACAUGAGAAGAACUCGCCUCUCCCAGUCUUCAGAGAAAACAAUUUCUCUAGGGCUACCCUAGCACUUUCUGUAUACCACAGCUAUCAGUAUAAUCCAUAUUUAUGUUAUCUGAAUAGCUGGAGCCCAGUCUUUUGGUAA